CCACAACCCAAUAACGUACAUGUCAUGAGACUGUGCGUGCCUGGCUGUAUGGGAGAGAUGAGCAUCGAUCAAUUCGACCGUAACCUUGUACUUGACUGGAUAACUCGCAUCUCGAAGAAGUAACUCUCUCAAAAAUUCAUCUCCCAACGCAGUAGUUGAACUGCGGACCUCUCUGUUCAACGAACCUCUCCAGUCUAAAAUUGAGAACAAUUGAGCUCGUGCUGCUAAUUAAGUUGUGAUUUUAUAUCCAAAAAUAGAGAACGGGAUGCAGCAGGUUUCAACAGUGGUGUUCGUCGUGGUGCUGUUGUCAUUUGCAGUGACCGCUCAGCAGCAGCAGCAACAAUCAAAUUUCAACGAUCAGGUCAGCAACAACAAUGUCGAUUACCAGCAACGUGCCCUGAAUCGUAGGGCGCAACAACAAGGCUACUGGCCGACGAACUAUGAGGUUACGCAGAAGCCAAGGAGGACCCAUUAUGGACAGACGCUCUCGAGAUUUUUUGACUCUCCUGCUGCUGGAGCCCCGCAAUAUGCGAGCUCGACCCCACCACCGGGACGUCAAUGGAAUAACAGGAACAGGUGGAGUGCGAGCACCCCACCUCCGAGAGAUGCACAAGGCCGUGUCCGAAUGGGAGUCUCGAACGGGAUGUGUGACAAUGCAAAGACAAAUUUGACUGUGGAUUGGGACAUGUCUCCCGUGAAUCACACAUGCUACCAUCCCGAGAACAGAUUCCCGGUUGACGACUCUCUCGCACCGCUCCUGCAAUGUGACCGGCUACCUCCAAGAUAUGUCCCCGGACAUUUGUGCAUGAGUGAACGAAUCCACUACCCGGACAACGUCCCGACACACGGAGACCAUCGCCCACUGUGGCCCGUAUUUGGAGAGUACAUCUUCGUUCCGAGAGAACGCUGGUUGCACAACAUUGAGCAUGGAGCCGUGGUCAUGCUGUAUCAUCCUUGCGCUCACCCUGCAGAAGUUGCCAAGCUCAAGAAACUCGUCAAGAGCUGUAUUGGAAAGCACGUCAUUACGCCGAGCACCUUGCUGACUCCGGAACGGCCUCUGGCCCUGGUGGCGUGGUCGUGUCGGCUGCUCAUGUCCUCCGUGGAUGAAGAUGCGGCUCGAGGGUUCAUUCAACAGAGGGGACACAAAGGUCCGGAAGGAACUUAUCGAAAAGAGGGCCAGUUCACGUUUGGACUCCUGCAACAAGCAACCAUGACUGGAAAUGGGGCCCAGUUCGGCUAUUCCAGGAUCCAGUGUGUCCCAUGAGGAGGAGAGACAAAUACUGAUGAUGGCGACCCAUGAUUUCUUAUCAAAACUCUCUUGUCAGAAUCGUGCACAUUUAGUUUAGUAGCAAAAAUUAGUGUAGUAACAACUAUCCCAAAGUUAAGUUAUGGAUUCUUUCUGAUCACCCAUUUUUUUCGGGACCUACUUCCCAACUCUGUACUCAUAUUAUGUGCACAAUCAAUGACUUAAUUAAGUGACUGCUAGAUAUACGACGGAUGAGGUGUGAUAAUCAGUAAUCUGUCCAAGAAUCUAACUUUUAACGGUGCUCAUGACAAGAAGUUGAAUAUACUUAAUAAAUAUUAUAUUAGUAACGAA
Folsomia candida is the source of this 1597-nucleotide messenger RNA. RefSeq lists its product as uncharacterized. The transcript is spliced from 9 exons. Bases 266 to 1264 code for a protein of 332 amino acids. The record is from RefSeq and is a predicted model, not a curated record. Lineage: Eukaryota; Metazoa; Arthropoda; Collembola; Entomobryomorpha; Isotomidae. Gene Ontology annotation, cellular component: cytoplasm.